Messenger RNA from Juglans regia (Persian walnut), 1448 nucleotides. RefSeq names its product protein FAR-RED ELONGATED HYPOCOTYL 3-like. NCBI's taxonomy places the organism in Eukaryota, Viridiplantae, Streptophyta, Magnoliopsida, Fagales, Juglandaceae. The transcript is spliced from 4 exons. The record is from RefSeq and is a predicted model, not a curated record. Bases 1 to 870 code for a protein of 289 amino acids.
AUGGAAAAAGGAAAAGAACAUCCAUCUACCCUAAGACCAUCUAGCUCAAAUCUCCCAUCCGCUGACAUACCAUCAAUUUCUCCAAACAUCCCAAUGCACGGUUACAAUGCAGGACCACCAUCUGCGGACAUUCUAUCAACUUCUCCAAACAUCCCAAUGCACGGUUACUAUGGACCAGUGAAUGCGUGGUCACCGGGUUUUCUCCCAUUUCCUGCUGUCAACCAAUAUCCAAGCAAUGUACAGAAUACUAGUUACCCAUUUCAACAUGGCAUAGAAGGCCAGUUGUCUCUCAGCAAUACAUCUGUUACAAUCAGAUUUAUUGGUAUGGAGGAUAAUAGACCCAAUAUUGGAGAAAAUGAAUCACCAGCUACAUCUUCUAGAGUUGAAAAAAUUCAUCAUGAUAGACAAGAUGCAGAAGAAACUGAGUAUGGCAGUGCCGAAACAUUUGAGAAAGUGCAAAUGGAUCAGGUUAAUGAUGAGCCAGUUUCGGGGAUGGAGUUUAAUUCCUUAGAAGAGUUAAUGAGCUGUUAUAAGGAAUAUGGUAAGAAAUACGGGUUUGGGGUGAUGACAAAAAAUAGUGAGAGGGGAGAGGAUGAGACUGUUAGAUAUGUCACCCUUGCAUGUGCCCGUGGAAGGAAGGCCCGGAAUAGGAUUUUGAAUGUCGCCAACCCAAAUCCGACAGGAAAGACGGAAUGUAAGGUAAAAAUUAAUGCCUUAAAAGUUGCUAAUAGAAAGUUUCGGCUGACUAUAGUUCACAAUAUCCACAACCACGGCCUCAGUCCAAAGAAAUCUCACUUUUUUCUAUGUAAUAGAGAAGUGAGUGAAUCUGUUAAAAGAGUCCUAGAUACAAAUGAUUUAACCGGCAUCUGAAUGAAUAGAGUUUCGAGUCUCUUGUUGUGGGCACGGGUGGUUUUAAGAACCUCCCGUUUUUGGAAAAUGAUUGUCAUAACUACAUUGACAAGGCACAACAUCUACGAUUGGGCACAGGUGGUGCUGGAGCGCUUCGAGACUACUUUUUACGGAUGCAGUACAAAAAUCUAGGUUUCUUUGCACUAAUGGACUUGGAUGAUGACGGGAGGUUAAAAAAUGUAUUCUGGGCAGACCCCCAUAGUAGAGCAGCCUACCAAUAUUUCGGGGAUGUCGUAACCUUCGACACCACAUACUUGAUUAAUCGAUAUGGGAUGCCCUUUGCGCCAUUUGUUGAUAUAAACCACCAUGUACAGUCAAUUUUGUUGGGAGCUAGCUUGAUUUCCUCUGAGGAUACUGAGACAUUCGUGUGGUUAUUCCAAAUUUGGUUGCAGUGUAUGGAUGGUAUAGUGUCGAAUGCUAUUAUCACUGACCAAGACAGAGUCAUGAAAAAUGUUAUUGCAAUUGUUUUCCCAGAAACCGACAUAGAUUUUGCAUGUGGCAUAUUCUUAAUAAAGUCCCUGAAAAGCUCGGCUGUUAUG